CAUGCUGGGCCAGCAGCCAAGGCCGCGGGCCGCGCCGGACCUGCUGCGGCUGCUGUCGGCGGAGGACGCGCGCCAGGUGGUGUUCGUGCGCGAGCCCGGGGCCCCCGGGCCGGACGAGCGGCUCGCGGCGGCGCUGCGCGCGCGGAUGCCCGCGUGGCAGGCGAGCUUGGGCGGUGGCGCGCUGCCGCUGCACCGCUCGCCCGCGCUCUUCGUGUGGACGGCGAGCCGCGCGCCCGACCGGCGCCGGCUGCGCCAGCUGCGCCGCCUGGCCGCCGACGGCGCGCGCGCGCGCUUCCUGCUGGUGCGGCCGCGCGGCCGCGGCAGCGAGGCCGCGCUGCGCCUGGCCUGGCGCGAGCGCCUGCUCGACUUCACGAUCGCCGAGCCGCGCGGCGUGCACCACUUCAACCCGUUCAGCGGCGAGUACCGGCGCGAGGCCCCCCGCGCCUGCGCGCGCCUCUUUCCCGACAAGCUCGCCGACCUGCACGGCCACGAGCUGCGCGUGGGCGUGCUGCGGCACGCGCCCUACUCGCGCGCCAGCUGCGCCGCCGGCAGCCGCUGCCACUUCGGCUUCGCCUACGGGGAGCUGCUGCGCUGCCUGAGCCGCGCGGCCAACUUCCGCGUGCGGCCCCGCGUGGCCGACCUGGCGGGCUACGGGCUGCUGCGGAGCGACGGCAGCGCCACGGGCCUCAUCGGCCAGGUCGUCCGGGCCGAGCUGGACCUGCUGGCCUUCGGGGCCUUCCUGUUCCACUCCCCGCUGGACGCGUCGGUGAGCGCGCGCGCCGCGCCCCGCGUCCCGCGGCCGCCCGCGCUCAUCCGCCGCUCGUCGCAGGUCGACCGUACCGCCUACGUGGACGUGGACGAGGGCUGCGCCGUGGCGCCGCUGGGCGGGCCGGGCGGCGCGCGGCCGGGCGGCGCCGUCGGGCGGUCCGCGCCGGCGGCCGCCGCGCUCGUCGCGCUCGUCGCGCUCGUCUGCCUGGCGGCGCGGCUGCUCCGGCUGCCGGACGCCCGGCUGCGGCGGCCGCUGCUCGCGCUCCUCCUCGUGCUCGGGCUCUCCGCGGGCGGCGCGCCUCGGGCGCUGCGCAGCCGCCUCCUCUACGGCUCCGUCAUGGUCGUGUCGCUGUUCUACUCCUCGGGCUUGUUCGCUCGGCUGGCGAGCGCCGGCCUCGGCAGGGGUGGCACCGUGCCGUUCCGGUCCUACGCGGAGCUCGACGCCUCGGGCCUCGCGCCCGUGCUGCACCCCAACCUCUACAACCUCACCUUCGGCUUCGCCGACGACGAGCACUUGGCCAGCUUGGGCAGGAAGGCGGUGCUGCGCGCGGACGCCGCGGACGUCUGCCCGAGGUGGCUGCUGGCCAGCCGGAACGUCAGCUGCGUGCUCGGCAGCCUGCUAGCCGGCGCCCAGGUGCGGGCGCACAGGAACGCGAUGGCCGUCGGCCGGCCGUGCUUCUGGUCGGUCACGCGCAGCUUCGUGCUGCCGCGCGCCUCGCCCUACACCCAGCGCUUCGACCGGCUGAUCCGCAGGGUCGAGCAGUCCGGGCUGCGCAGCGCCUGGCUCCUCGGAACGUUCCACGACUUGCGCCGGGCGGGCGGCGCCGAGCGCGUCGGUGACCGCGACGGCGACGGCAAGCUGGACGAGGCCGAGGUGGAGGGCCUACUCAGGGACGACACCGUCAAGUCGGCCCGGCACUUGGUCGCCUUCGGCUACGCGCUCGCCACCUGCGCGUUCGUCGGAGAGUUGCUGCUCGCGCGGCUGCGCAAGCGGGGGCUCCGCGAGCUGGCCGACGCUUCCGCGGGCCGCACCGCCGGAUCGUCGAGCGUGAAUCUGGCAGCAGCCGAUCCACGAGUGGACCAGUCGCGUGCACGCGCGUGUCGUCGUUGCAGUGGAACGGGCCGACAUCGACGCGGCGCUGGCGAGCGGGUCUCUUCAGCGGAGGCGCGCUCGGACUCCUCGUGUGCCCGCGGUGCUUGGGGGAUGCUUUCCGCUGGAUCGCCGGUUGCGGGAGGACUCGCCAAGCGAGCGGCACGCUCGGGGACGUCGGGCAUCAACGACGGCCGGGCACUCGAUGUACUUGUCCCUCGCUAUAUUUACAAAUAAACCUUCACGACGUUACCUUCAGCUCUUGUGUCGCAUUGCACAGCCUCACCUAUGCGUGUCGUGUGCCGGUGAUCGGUCGAGCGAAGGAAACGCCACGAACUCCACUCGAGGGUCGACCCGCCUCGUAGCUCGCGACGUUUCCAACUCGACUCGUCGUCGGCAUAGACCGAAUAGGAAACCUCGCCGAUUAGCCGACGUCGAGAUCGCAGCUGUCAAUUGUUAGUGGUUGUCGAACGGGCCGACGACCAUCCAUAUGGUUCAUGUCAAUCACAACGCGAACUCCUUUCACGGUCGCUAUUAGUGGCGAUGAGUCAAGCUUUUGUCGAUAAUCCGCUACUGAUUCGCUGCACGCGACCCUGAAGGCUACAACGCACUGAUGAUAUGUCGAUA
This is a messenger RNA of Phymastichus coffea, 2485 nucleotides long. RefSeq lists its product as uncharacterized. Bases 2 to 2095 code for a protein of 697 amino acids. NCBI's taxonomy places the organism in Eukaryota, Metazoa, Arthropoda, Insecta, Hymenoptera, Eulophidae. Gene Ontology annotation, molecular function: calcium ion binding. The transcript is spliced from 2 exons. The record is from RefSeq and is a predicted model, not a curated record.